CGCACAUAAAAAUGAAACGAAACAUUUUGACAAUUCCACUAGGUCCCGCUUCGCUCGCUCGCUCGCUCUCUCUUCCCUCACCCUCUGCUGCGGCGAAAACCGAUACGACACCGUUCGCCGUUGAAUGAAUCUUCCACCACACGAUUCGAUCAAUCUCAAUGGCGUGUUUUGAUUGGUAAAGUACGCGCGACGGAACGAGGCAUGGCAGAAGUGGCUAAACCGAGUUCUGUGCCUCCGAGCUCUCAUCGAAUUGGUUCAGGACCUUUGAAAAGUGGAUCUUUGGUUAGAAAGAAGACACCGUCAGAACUUAGGGGAGAGUUGUUGAAGCGGGCAAGUAAUGUGGACCUUACUGAUGAAUCUCAAUCCACCUUGGCUGAUCCUACGAAGACCACUGAGGUGGACAAUGGAUUUAAAAAAACAAGGUUAUGGAAGCCCCCUAGAUACACAGACACACGGGUUGAUGAAGUAUUUGCUGCCAAAAAGCCCAGGUUCAAAAUUGCAUCUGGAAAGGAAAAUGCAAAGGAAAAUCCAUCUUUGGGGCAAACUAGUAAUCUGAAGAAUUUUUCAGUUUUUUCAACAUUGGAGGCCAAGGGACAGCAAGGAAAUUCAUGCUUGGAGAAUUCUGUUACUUCUAGUGAGGUCAGCAAAGAUAGUGUAUUACAAUCUUGCCAAACAUUUCAAAAGUGCAGCCAAGGAAAAUUUCGUAGUGUUUCUGAGCUUUCAUCAGCUGCUGAUAAAUCUUGUGGCACAGCUGCUAUUGACCUGGGAAAAGCAUUAAGAGGACUAUCUGCACUUGAACCAUCUAAUGCUAAUGACACGGCUGCUGAUUUGGCUGAAGGACACAAAGAUUUGACAACUGUUACAGGAAAUUUCUUAUCUGAAUUCCUUUUACCUGGCAAGAAGGUCCCUUUGGAUCUUAGUCUAAAAACCAGUAUGCGAAUUGUAUCCUCCUCUUCUGUGAAUUGGUCACUUAUGCGUGGUACCAUGCCUCAGUUAACCUUCCAGCAUAGUUAUUUCACGAAUCAAAAUAUGAGAGGUUCCGAGGGCUUUAAAGUUUUACAGUCAUGGAUGUAUCCUCAAUCCAUUCUACCACCUUCUCUAAUUUCCGUCUUGAGCUCAUCAACAUCAGAUGGAGAAUUGGAGUUCUUAAGGAAAAGACAAGUAGCUUGGGAAGAAUCCUUCCGGGACCUCUAUUACAUGCUUCGAAAGAACAUUUGUGGCCUUUUUUAUGUUAGCACUGCCCAGUUUGUGGUGAUGUUCACUGGUGGCGACAUCUCUGGGAAAUCCAAAUGUUCAUGCAAUGCUUAUAUCUCUCAGUCAACCCAAGGGUUAAGAUCAUUGUUAAGAGAGCAUGAUCUCUGUUUCUCUAUGCCUCUUUGCCAUUCGAAAGUAGAACAAGUUUCAACUGAGGAUCUAGUUGAGUUGUCAGAGAUAGAGAAGCAAAACUUAGGACAGACUCGGCGAUUAAGGUCAUUAUCUGAUGUUGAUAAUAGCCCAGAAUCUUUGCUGGUUUUUAGUGGCAACAACAAUGUACAUGCUUUAUAUGACUUUUUACUAAAUUACAGAUUUCUCUUGACCUCACUGUCUAGUGUGGAUGUACCUGUCUUGUGCUCUCCUGUGCCAUUUCAAAAUUCUGCUUUGUCUUCUCCUGACAUUAAAUGCGUGGAGACUAGAAGAGCUGAAGACAUUGCUGCUUCUUCUAAUGGGUCUAUAUGGAAAGAUGUUGAGUCAGCACAAGGAUCAUCAGAUAGCCUUUGUACCAUUGAAAUUAAGGAUGCACUUCUUCCACCUUGGAUUAUUUGUGGUAUAUGUGCAUUGAUGGCCUCUGAAGGAAGAAGCUUUGUGGCAAGUUUUGUGACGGAACCUAGCUCAAUUGGCUUGAAUGUUGCCUUAAAAUCAACUUGUGAGAAGUCGGAAUCUAAAGCUGCCGGCAGUGAAAGCUUACAAGACCAAGGAAGUACGUUUGGCAUUCCAGAAGUUGUAGUCUCUUCUCGACUGUGUUCAUGUUCAUUAAAAGGCGUAAGGUACAGUGAUGAAUCUUAUACAGCAUCGCUAUCCCCUGUACAAUCUUAUAUAAACAAGUAACUUAUAUUCAUCACUUUGAUGGCUAAUUUAUUUAAAUGCCUACCCGUCCCUUGACCCUCCAGAAAAUUAAAAUCUAGGAAUGUUGCAUUUGUAAAUCCAAAAACUAGAGGAACAUGUUGGCAACCAAGAAUAUGUAAUAUCCAUGUCAAUUGCAAGUUGCUAAUUCCAUCAAUUGGUGCAUUGAGAAUUUCAUUCAAGAUUACAAAACUAUGACCACCUUGUGAGGGGAAACAAAUCAAUUACGAACUGUCGAACUCAUUGUGCCUUUGGGCCUUGGCAUUGUAUAUGUAAUUACGGGAUAUUUUUCUUCCUUGAAUUGCGUUUAUUUUUUAUGGCAA
Glycine soja is the source of this 2423-nucleotide messenger RNA. Its product is annotated as protein downstream neighbor of Son-like. Gene Ontology annotation, biological process: nuclear DNA replication. The transcript is spliced from 15 exons. Gene Ontology annotation, cellular component: nucleus. Lineage: Eukaryota; Viridiplantae; Streptophyta; Magnoliopsida; Fabales; Fabaceae. The record is from RefSeq and is a predicted model, not a curated record. The coding region runs from base 202 to 2085 and encodes 627 amino acids.